This is a messenger RNA of Tyto alba (common barn owl), 2526 nucleotides long. RefSeq names its product matrix remodeling associated 7 (gene MXRA7). The transcript is spliced from 6 exons. Lineage: Eukaryota; Metazoa; Chordata; Aves; Strigiformes; Tytonidae. The record is from RefSeq and is a predicted model, not a curated record. Bases 111 to 767 code for a protein of 218 amino acids.
GGGUAAAGCCGGCUGAGAGCCUGCCCAGCCCCGCCGCAGGCCGAGCGGGCUGGGCGCGCACCCUCCGCGGCCGCGCAGUCGGGUCGGGCGGGCUCCGGCAGCAGGGCGGGAUGGACGCGGCUUUUGACUUGUACCUGGCCGUCCCGCUGCUCUUCACCGUCCUGGCCCUCGUCCUCGCCUCCGUCUUCGUCAGGCUGCGGAGAGGCGAGGGCGAGCGGGCGGCGGAGCGGUCCCGGGAACCGGCAGCGGCUGAGCCGGCCCGGGAGGGCGGCCCCGGGGCGGCAGCGGGGCCGGAGGACGAGGGGGGCCGGGUGCCGGUGGAGGAGGUCGGGGCGGGCGAGGAGGGGAAGGAGGCGGCUGCCGAGCAGCGGGAGGAGGCGGCGGAGCCGGGCCCGGCGGCCGAGCCCAACCCCGCGGCGACCGAGAGCAUCCCCCGGCCGCCGCCCGCCCAGCCCCGGGAGGAUGCGGGCAGCACGAUACCACCUUCGGAUGCCUCACCUGAGUCCAGCCUCGGGCACGUGGGACAAGCGGAGGAUGAAUGUGGCCAUGAAGCACUUCCCAACAAGGCAGAGGAGGAAGAUCUGGACUCAGAGAACGAGAAGCUGGUGGUGAGAGAGCCAGAGGAUGAGGAUGCUGCAGAUGAGAGGUUCUCUUUUAAAUACAGUCCUGGAAAGCUGAGGGGAAACCAGUACAAGUCAAUGAUGACCAAAGAAGAACUCGAGGAAGAACAAAGGAUUGAGCUGACCUCUGAUCUCACAUCUCUGUAGCAAGUACCUUAGGUCCUCGGCCACAAACAUUCUUGCAAAUCUUCUUGAACUGAAGACUAUAUGAAGUUGUCCCUAGCCUCCUCCUAAAGGCAUCCCUUGGCAUCUUUAAAGGCUUGAGAAAAAUACCAAAACCAACCAAACACACCCAUAAGAGAAAUCCAUAAACCCUCAAAACUUGGGAUCCCCUCUUGGUCUGAAGUUGAGUUCUUCAAAAACUCCUGUGGUGUCAAGUUUGAGGAGAUCCUGUUGUGUGGCUCCAUGGACUGGGGCUGGGCCCAAGCAGUGACUUGAGUUGUGUUUGGGGGGCUCGGAUGAACAUUCCUCCCUCUCCCCGAAACAGAACCCAAAUUGGACACUGUAUAUGCAGCAAGCCUACUAGUUGUGUUCAUUACCAUGUAUUAGGCCUGCCAUGAAAUCUAUGUUGUUCCUUUAUUGGGGUGGGUGAACCAUAGCUCUUCUCCCAGACCAGCCUGGACCUUAUACCAGACUAUCAAGUUGUUUCUUCCUGGGGCCAAACUCCUCAUUAUUGCUGGGGGGUGGGAACUGCCUGUGAUUCCAGAUGUUGUACAAUGCUGCUUUAUUCGGAGGGGCGGAGGUACAAAGUGGGGUCCAAGUGAGGGAUGGCAGAUGGUAGCUGGACUGACUCAGAUCUUGCUUCUGUAGUUAUUUUAGCAGCGAGCUGAUUCUGUAGGUAGACAGAAGACUUAAGAAGUGACAAAGACUGGUAGUUCAGCUGUUCUGCUUGUGGUGGAGGUUUAGGAGAUCACGCUUUGGCUGCUGAUAAUAUCUGGAUUCUCACUUUCCCCCUAAUCUGGUUCCCAACAGGAGAGACCCAAGGAGGUAGCUACGGCAUCAGAGGUUCCCUCUGGCUCAGGUUGAGACAGUGGGGGUCCUGGAAGAGACACCCUCCCCAUUCCUCUGCCUGCUUGCUGUUCCAGUGUCCUCUUCUCGUGCUAGCCCUGUGGCUUGUCCACUGGAGCCAGAGCUGAGUGCAUAUAUCUGCUUCAGACAUAGCAGGUUUCAAAUCAAACCUGGCUUGUUUGUGAGAGUGAGAAGAGGGUCCGAGUCCUCUAGCGAUGUUGUAGAAACACCAGGCUGGGUAGGGAUGUGUCCUUCAAAGUUUCGCUUUCACUGCCGGACAACUGCCUCUUAGCUAACGCUGCAAACAUAUCAGAAACCCAGCAAGCUGCUUUUCUUUUCCCCCUUUUUAAUUCCUAUGCAGACAAUACUUGAAACCUUGUACACAGUUGUCCUUUCCAGCGCCUGGGGUCAGCAAACUCUUCAUAAAAGGGCUCAUUUAAAGAACAGUAGGAAGCUUCAGCUUUAGGAGAGGCUGGGCUGCCUCUUCCCAGCUGACAACUGCAAGCGUGUUCAGUGGUUUGCAUAUGAAUUUAGGCACAUCUGGACCCUCUGCUUCAACAUCCCGCUGGUACAGCCGCUGUCUCCCCGCAGUGCUGGCUGGCUGACUCUGUGUCCCAAGCACCCAACUAUGCAAAGAAUGCCUUAUAUACAUUGUGUUUAAGUUACAUGGCAAUAUGUACAUUAAGCAAAGUCUAUAGUCGAGUCCAGAUUUUUGCUAGUGGCAGCGAGUCAAACUAUUUCUUCAACUCAAAUGGCUGUCUGGGUAUUUUUUACUUUUGUCUGUUUUGUUUGUUUGUUUUGUAUCUGAUGGUGGCUCUUAUACAAAGGACUGUAAUUCUAGUGGCUUGAAUCUGUAAAAAUUGCCUUUGUUUGGUCCAAUAAACCUUUGAAUAGUUUA